Ustilago hordei is the source of this 1023-nucleotide messenger RNA. RefSeq lists its product as uncharacterized. The transcript has 4 exons. NCBI's taxonomy places the organism in Eukaryota, Fungi, Basidiomycota, Ustilaginomycetes, Ustilaginales, Ustilaginaceae. The record is from RefSeq and is a predicted model, not a curated record. Bases 1 to 1023 code for a protein of 340 amino acids.
AUGGCAACCCAAUUCCGCUCUCAUGACACCUUGUCUGCUUGUACACUUUCAUAUGCAAGCAAAGGUACACAAUCACACGUUGCACUCCUCUUGGCUGCACUGAUAAGCUUAUCCACCUUCUCAACAGAGGCUUUCCAGUGGAACUACAGCAGCUCAGGUGUGAUGUCUCUCAACAAAGUGCAAGAGAUUCUUUCAGUGGCUCUGUACAGACUUGGCCAUUCUGGAAAUGGAGGUGGUGAAUGUGAUGCUGCUUUGCAAUGUGGUUGCGGUGUUGGGAGCAUUGUUGGAUACACCAAUCACACAGUUGCUGGCCUCCUCGAGCUAAACAAUGAGGUCAUGCAGUUUGCUUCAGAGGGAGAGAGACAACAUGCUUCUGCCUGGGUGCACAAUACAACUGGGGUUGAAGAGUGGGGUAAGGGCUGGCUUGUGAUUGUCGAAUCAGUUGUUGGACAGCCUGGCAGUGUUCAGGAUUCGAAGGUUUGGGCCUCAGGCAGCAACAUCCUGAAGAAGCCUCGCCUGUACCUUGACGAAGGUGAGUUCAUCUGGGUUGAUGGUGGAUAUGGCCAUUCUGCCUUCACAGUUGGACCAUUCUCUCACAUUGCUGCCAACAAGAGUCGAGACCUUCGACACUUCAACUACAUGCUCUCUCGAGUCCAAGUACAAGUCGAACAUGCCAUUGCAUACCUGAAGAACCGCUUCCAGUGCCUUACAGGCUAUCAUGGUAACAUCUACCAUUUCAAGGACUGCAUCACUGCUGCUGAGACGAUCCAAGCCUGCAUUGUUGCCCACACCUUUGCAAGUCAAUAUGACUGUCCUGCUGAUAUUGCUGACCUGCUGUUGCCCUCUUUCUCUGAGGAUGAGGGUUUGUUCCAGGCACUGUUCAGAUCCACUGGGCACAAUGAGGAAGACACUACUGCAUUGUCUCGACAUCAUGAGAGGACUACUGUGGACUACAUUGCCAUGACUCAAAGCACAUCAGCUCGGAGACAGGAGCAAGUCUUGACACAACCAUUCUUGAUCUGA